This is a messenger RNA of Volvox carteri f. nagariensis, 6822 nucleotides long. RefSeq lists its product as uncharacterized. Bases 1 to 6822 code for a protein of 2273 amino acids. NCBI's taxonomy places the organism in Eukaryota, Viridiplantae, Chlorophyta, Chlorophyceae, Chlamydomonadales, Volvocaceae. The record is from RefSeq and is a predicted model, not a curated record. The transcript is spliced from 5 exons.
AUGCCCGAGAAGCGCUGGGCGUCGAGGCCAAAUCAAUGUCCCAACACGUUUUCAGCCGUGGCUUCGUCCUUGAGCGUGCAACUACUUUUGUUAAGCAUCUCAGCAGGUUUUCACACAACCAGCGCGAACGCCUUGUCACACGCCACGUCUCCCGAUGCCGCAAGCGCGCCUUUCAGCGUUAGCGCCAGCCAUGGCACAAAUCAUCGGCAAGCAGAUGGUCAUCACCAUGACCACCACCAUCAGGCGCACCACGAGCACCAGCACAGCGCCCUACAUGACCUGGGUGCCACCGCCGCUGGACUUCUAGAUCCACGCUCCUGGGACGUGAUCGCGCCCUACGUCGUCCCGGACUCGGGUACACCUGAUGCAAGCAAUGCGGCAGACGAUCACGGCAGCGAUCCUGUCGCCCAAGGCAUGGGUCCUGGCCACUCUGGCAGCGGACGCGGUCCACAGGGAGUCGCCGAGGGCUCGUCCAUGGACUUAUGUCCCUCGGACCUGCACCACAGCCGCUACCUGCCAUCGGCGCCGUUUGGGCCGGCCUUGGAUCUGUUGCAUGGCGCGGCGGCGGCGCUGGUGCGGCGACUGGCUGCGCUGCGCAUCGCGGCGCACAACGCCGAGGACGCGGCUGCUCGCACGGUGCGGAGCUUGAGCGCUGACAUGCGUGACCCGGCGGCCUGGGAGGAGAACCCCUGGGUUCGCAAGGAGGUGCAGGAGCUGCUGCGGGAGGAGCGCGAGGAGCGGGAGGCGGAGGCUGGUGUCGGGCAACGUGACACCCAGCAUCAGCACCAUCACCAUCAACAUUACCACGAGAAUGUACACGCACAGCACCGUGCAAGCGGACAGCCUUCCGAGAAGCAGCACCCGCACCAGCAUGAGCAGCGUCCUUCAGACACAGAAGAGGAGCGGCUGAGGGCCUGCCCCGAAGCACUACGCGCCGGUCUGGCUGCGGCAGCGGGAGUGGACAAGCGCGUGCGUGCCCUCGUGGGGGAGCUGCGUGGCAUUGUCAGCGCCCUGGCGCGCCUGGCGCUGCCGCAAGCGGACCUCAGCAGCUCAGAGCAGCUACAGCCCCUGGCGGAUGCGCUUGCCGCCGGCCGCCGUCAUUUGGAAGACCUGACCCUGGCGCUGGAGGCGGGUGAAGUAGUGGAUGCGGAUGAGGACGAGGACGUGAAGGGCAGAUCAGAGGACCAUGGCGCGGGGGUGCGGCGGGUGUCUAGCGCAGUAACGGCUACGAUUGCCAUGUGGUUGGAGGCCGUUGUGGAUCGCGCGGGGGAAGAACUGGAAGCGGCUCAGGAGCUGGUGGGCGCAGCGCUGGGCUACAGCGAGCACGGAGCUGCUACAACCGCCCACGACACCGUCGCCGGCGCCGCUGAACACGUCCAUGACGCGCUGCUACUGCUCCUAGACGCCGCCUCACCGCCGCCACCGCAGUUCACCGCCGCCGCGGCCGCCGGCACAGCUGCUGCUGCUGCGGGCGCCCGGGUCCUCUCCCUCGCGGAUGCGCUGUCCUGGCGCCGCAAGGCGCCGGCCCCGCCUCGACACCCCGACCACCAUUACGCUGCCAUGACAUCCCAGAAACUCCCAACCCACGUUGAUGAGUCUCCAGCCGGCGCUGGGGCGGCAAGUCAUGUGGGAGGUGAGAGGAAAGAGGAGCCCGGCUGCCUGGCGGAGCUGAGGGUACCCACUACGGGGCUGCCGCCGCGCCCGCACCUGCCCACGCUGGCGGACCUGUCGGCCAACCCCGAGGAGGCGCGGCAGGUGCUACGGAGCCUGCCGUACGGUACGCUGGCGGUCGUGAGCCGGAAGGCGCUGGCGGAAGCGCGGAGCUGGGCGCUUCGGCUCCGGAACCAUGCGGCGUUCACGGAGGUGGCGCCAGGGAGGGUUGGCGGUCGGGAGGAAGUGGCCCGUGCAGCCGCCUUGGAGCUGUUGAGGGACACGCUUGCCGACCCGAGUGCCAGGCGCAAGACGAUCAUUGCGCACAUCCACGAGGCAGGAGAGCUCGUGGAGGCCUUCCACGCCGCCGUCGAGCACGUCGCGGACACCGACACAGCCGGCACGGACGGCACCAGUGCUUUAUCCCACGCUGCGAAGCCGCUAAAGGAACAGCUGCAGCAGCUGCAGUACGAGCUGGAUAUGGAACGGGCCCGUCAGGAGGUCGUGGAAGCGCUCGUGCAAAUCCGGGAGGCCCUAAUCCAUGCGGAAAGCUUCCUGGCAGGGCUAAACCUGGGACCGCGCAGCGGGGCGGGCAACGGCCACGUGCAGACGCCGCAGCAGCGGACGGCAGCGGCGGAGGCGGAGGCGGUGGAGCCGCCACUGCCGUCAGGCCGCACAGCUGCCGGCCCAACAACAUGGCCACAGGAGCUUGCAGGCCACCCCGUAGUCCAAGCCGCUUGGGCGCGUGUUGCGGACUUUGCCAGCGCGCUUGGUAUCCGGUCCCACAGCGGCGAAGGCGCACCAGGCGCGGCGGCGACGUUGAAGGGAGAAACGAAGGAGGCGAAGAGGGCUGCUGGCGGCAGUGGUGGCGGAGGCGGCUUCAGCUGGUUUGGCAGGCCCGCCGCCGCCGCCGAGUUGCCUGUAGGCAGCAGUCGACGGCGGCAGGCGCACGGCGGCGCCUGCGGCGAAGUUCUAAGUGCGGAUCAAGUGGAAGACUGCAACCUGUACGGCAGCUGGUUUGAUUACCCGUACUGCAAUGACGGCAUCUGCAAAGGAAGCCCGCCGUACAGCCCCUAUCCACCAACACUCCCUUGGAAUGAAGCUGCAGUACGGAAGGCCUUAGCUGGCAUGGCAUCUGCUUUUGCGGCAGCACGAGACAGGGUCGUACAUGCAGCCAAGCGCAGGCCGGCUGCACCGCCGGCCCCGCCGCCACGGCUACCCACAUCUCCCGUUGGCGGGGCCCCCUCGGCUGCCGACGUGGCGGCAACACCGGCUGCCGGUGCAAAUGAAGAGCCGCUCUCCUCCGGAACUCCGGGCGCUCCUGGGCUUCACAGCGGGCGCGCCUGGGGUGGAGUCAGCGGCAUCGUCAACGUCCUCUGGGCGCCGCUGAAGGCGCUCCAGGAGCGGCUGCCGAGCGGCGGCGGCGGUUCCGGCGCUGCCGCCAACGGGACCGCGAACAGCGGCGGCGCUGACGGCGCUGACGGCAAUAUGUGUGACCCUGCAGCGGAGCUGGACGAGAAACUACGACGCAUGUGGAGCUUGGCGCGACCCGCACCAGCUGCUGGAGCCCGUAUCCCGGAGGGGGGUGACGUCUUCCCCUCACACGACAUCACCACCAUCACCACCACCACCGCCACCGCAACAAGACCAGCAGCACCAGCAGCACCAGCAGCACCAGCAGCACCCUUCACCGCAAAAGCCCAUCCCGGCCAGGCUCCCGGAAGCCUCACGGUGCGGCCCCUCCUGACGCCCGCCAACGGCCUGGGGGGAGACGCCGCUAAACAGGCAAGCAGCCGAGGCGGCAUGGGAGGACCGAAUCAGGCCGCGGCUCCGGAAGUUGCAACAUCAGGUGAGAGGGCAGGAGUAUCAGGUGAGGAUGUGACCCAGGGGUCAAGGGCCCCGGUGCUCGAGGGCAUCCUGGCGGCUGAGGCGGCGCAAGCGGAGGUGGCGAGGUAUCUGGAGGCGACAGCACGACACCUGGGCGUGCCGAAUUUCCUAGAGCCGCGGACCCGUGGGUCGGAGGAGUUAGCGGUUGGCGGGCCAGUGGAAACGGCAACGGCAGCGGCAGCUGCGGCUGCGGCGCGGCGUGAGCCGCAGGCGGCGCAGGGUUGCAUUGAUGCGACGGGUGCCAGGCUGCAUGAGGUGGGGCAUGCGGCCAAGAAGGCGGCGGCGGCGGCGGGGUCAGCGGGCGCACAGAGGGUCGCCGCCGCUGCGAGGGACGGCGUCGCGUCUGGUGUUCGUGGUCUGGAGCAUGGAGGGGCAGCCGCACGGCAGACGCUUACACACGGCGCCACCGCUUUAGGCAGCGCGGCUGUGGGCGCGGCGGACAUGAUCCGGGCGGCGCGCGCGGGUGCCGCGGACGCCGCUGCCGCCGCCGUCGGCGGCGCCGCUGGAGUCGUCAAAGCGGCUGCGCAGGAAGCUGAGGAAACAGCUGCCACAGCUGGACAAAUGCUCGCGGAUGUUGGGCACGCCGCAAGCGGUGCCGUACGGCAUGCCAAAGCGGCGGCCAAGGUUGCGACGGAGGCCAUUCGUCUCGGCACCGAGGAGGUGCUGGAGGCGGCGGCGGACUCUGGGAAGGCCUCUGUACGGAAGACAUCCGACACGCUAGCCCGCGUGGCCGCUGGUGUGCAGCAGGGCGUGCUCGGGGCUGCGGAUGCCGCCAAGGGCGCCGCCGGGGUCGUAUCGGAUGUCGCCCGAGAGGGUGCGGCCGCGACGUUGGGUUCCCUGGAGCAGUCUCGCGAGGCGGUGGCAGACACUGGAAAGGCAGCGGCGGGGGCGCUGAUGCACGGCGCAGAGCGGGUUGUUGAUACGGCGGCAGCUGGCGCCGGCGCUGCCUCGGGCGCCGCUGCGGCGCUGGCUGACCACGCUGCUGCCGCCGGUGAGCAAGCUGCCGAUACGGCGGCCGCCGCCGCAGUGGCGGUACAACACGCCGCUGGCAUUGUACAGGAAGCGGCAGCACUGGCGGCCGCCGGGUGGCGCAGAACUGUGCAGAGGGUCCUGACCGCGGCGCGGCGCACCGGUCGCGGUGUGUGGAGCCGCCUGACCCAGGUUGCCCGCCUGAUGUGGCCACGGCGAGUGGUGCUGCCGCCAUUGCCGCCGCCGGCGGGUGCUGACGGCGGCGACGUCACCGGAGGCCUUGCGCAGGAGGAGUCAUGUGCCGCCGCCGCCGUGAGUGGGGACCCGGGGUCCUUGCUGACGAGGACCGGGAGGUCGGUGGCGGCGGCUGAGCGGCGCGGCGCCGCUGCGGCGGGAUCGUUGCUUGAGGCUCUGGCGGCAGCGGCGCGCGUUCGAGGACCAGGACCAGCGUCGGCACCUGGCACACCCCCCGAUGACCUGGCCGCCGACCUGGGCGGCCGAGGCGGCCAAGCGGCGGCGGGGCACGGUGCGUGCAGUCCCUUAUCUGGGGCUGAGAGUGAUCUGAAUGUGGAGGCACCGGUAGCGGGCGGCGAUGGAGGCGCUGUGGCCACCGUUGGCCCUGCACAGGUGCCGAAAGGGGCGAUUGAAGCGGUCGGCGCGGCGGUGGCAUGUACUGCAGAAAAUGCUCGUGAUGUGGCGGGGUGUGUACUGCAUGCUGCCGUGGACACUGCCGCAUGUUGGGCGGCAGCGGCGGGCGAGGUCGGGCAGGAUAUCCGGACAUGCGCCAAAGGAGCAGCGGAGGCCGUGGAGGUGACGGUGGAGGGAGCCGCAGCCGCCGCCCGGGAAACGGCGGCAGCAGCGGCGCACCGAGCAGCGGAGGCCGCAGCUGCCACUCGUGAUGCCGUAGCGAUGGCAGCGCAUCGAGCCUCCGACGCCGCCGUCGCCGCGGAGCGUAUGGCUGGGUGUGCCCUGUUAGCGGCUGCGGAUCGCGCCCGCUGCGUUGCCGAGGCAUCGGCGGCAUCGGCGGCUGCGGCGGCGCGAGGCGUUCAAUCGGCUGUGGGCCGUACAGUGGAAGCUGGUCGUCGUGAGGUGGAGCACAUCGGUGGGGUAGUCCGUGAGGCCGCCGGAGAUGCUGUCCGCAAGACAGCGAUUGGCGUGGGGACCGCUGGGCGGGCGGCCGCCGGUGCAGCCCGUGAAGCGGCCAACGUGACCAUGCACGCGGCAGAGACUGCAGUGGGCGUCAUCGCGCUCGCAGCACACCGUACAGCGCAGGCGGUUGGCGAUGCCGGCCACGCCGCCAGCGAUGCCGUACGUAGCGCCGCAGAUGUUGCUGCGAGGUCGGCGGUGAAGGGGUUGCACGGGGCUGUUGAGGGCGCCGCGAAGGUGGCAGAGUAUGCCGCGGUGGAUGCGGCGGACACGGUGGUGGGUGCCACGUCAGCGGCCGUACAUGCUGGGCGGCGGGCCGGUGCGAGGGUAGGCCACAAGGCCGCCGGUGCCGGACGUGUCGUUCGCGAGGCAGUCGGCGAGGCCGGCACGCGGGCCAGGGAGGCGACCCUACACGCGGGGACAGUGGUCGAGGACGCGGCCAUGGCCGCGGCCAAGUCGACCGCCGCGGCCGCAUGUGCCGCGGGCGAGAAGGCCACUGAAUUGGUGGAGGACGUUGGACAUGCGUUCAGGAGCGCCGCGGGCUCCGCGGCGGAGGGCGUCGGCCGGGUGACCCGUGGCGCUUUCGAGGGAGUACGGCAGGCGGGUAAGUCAGUGAAUCGUACAGUGGAUGCGGCGGCAGCGGCCGCUGGCGGCGCUGUCGUUGCCGCCGGCCAAGCAGCGUACGACGCCGCAAUACGGGCAGCGACAGCGCUCCGCAGCGCCGUAGAGAGCCGCAAGGGACAUACAGCGGGAGCGGCGACCGGCAGGGGUGCCAAUGACACGGUGGCUCCGGGCCCUGGCGCCUGGCCGAAAUCUCCAAGACAGGAGGCCCAACUGAGCUUCGAAAGCGUCGACAUGCUUAUCGUUCAGGUCAUUAGUCCGGCCGAUAAUGUGCUGCCGGCACCGCCGCCCCCGCCGCCAACAGCAUCACCGUUCCUCAGUGUUACCCCCUCAGCCCCCGCCGCCGUCCCCGCCGCCGCCGGGGCUUCAGGGCCGGUCGCUGAGGGCCACCGCGCCGGGGGUGCAGCCGCUGCCGCCUCCGCCACCAGCGGCGCCGAGGGCGACGCGCCGCUGCCGCAACGGCGUCCCGGUGACAGGUUGUGGGUUCGGGAGACAGUUCUGUCAGCAGAGCGAGUGGUGACUCGCCCUGGAGCCGUCAUGGGUUCGUGA